AUGACUUCUUCCAUUAUUAUCAACUCUACUACUUGUACUUGUUCAUUUCUCUUUUUCUCCGCUCGCCGCAUCUUGGACGCAGAGGCAAAUCGGACGUGGUCGACGUCCUCGUCGUCGGACUCGGACAAAGAGGAGCCAUUGCGAGGGCGUUCCUCCAGGAAACUCGACGUUGCAGACUCUAACAUUGAAGAAGAACCAUCUGUUUAUGAAGACAAUAUGAAUGCAAAUGCAACAUUGUCCUUCAAUGGAUUCGCUAAGCUUCAUCUACACUCUGAAAAAGUGGAUCAACUCAGCGUUGUCUUUGACAAUGAGCAAGGCAGUGUUGCAAUAUAUAUAUUUUCUGUAUCUUCUGUGAGUGAAGGAAUAUGGAAAUGUCGAAUUUGCUGUUGGACAUACAAAAGCGGGACUCCUUGGAUUGAUCAUAUUCAGGAAACUACUAUAAAUCAUUGGGAUCAAUGUUUCUUUUGUGAGAUUCGAGGUGUUGGAUUUAAGCAUCUGUUCUCUGAUUCAGAACCACCUAAUGAUGUUCAAGGUCUUAUUUUUGAGAAGAACAAUGGAGAUGAAGUAUUUUCUCCCAUUACAGAGGAGCCUGAAGCUGAAAGAAGUCCAUUCGAUGAGAUUAACCAUCAACAUGAAGAGAACAACCAUGAUUCCAGCCCUUCGGAGCAUUUGCUUCAGCCUUCUGAAGAAUCAUCUAAUGGGUUCAUCGUUGAAAAGUCUUCUACUGAGAUACUAUCAGUAACUGACGAAGUUAAUCUCCUGAAAGAGACUGACUAUGAAGAGACAGAAUAUGAUGUUGAAACAGUACUAGACAAGCAAAACACCCAUGAUCUUUAUUGUCCUAAUUGCCGUUCUUGCAUUACCAGAAGGGUUAUUCUGUGUAAACGAAAGAGGACAGUUAAAAUUUCAAAAGACCCAAAACGUAACAAAUUGGAUACCGUAGCUGACUUAAAUGUCGAUUCUACUGGAGGUCAAGGUGGUGGUUCUACAUCUACAGACAAUGGUGCUGAUCGAGAUAAAGAUCCAGAGGUGUUCAGAUGCUUGUCAUGCUUUAGUUUUUUCAUGCCAUCAGGUAAUUGUUUUAGGCCAUUCCAGGUACUACCAGAAACUGAGACAGAAAACAUAGAAAAAAAUAAGACUGCACCGAAGAAGUACUGGUGGCAAUUCAUGUUCAACUUCGGUAAGGAGCAAACCUCAGAAACUGGUCAUAGCAGAGAUCUCCCAAUUGGUGAUAUCGGAACACCACUCCUGAUUCCAUCACCUAAUGAUUCUUCUUCUACACCAGCAAAUGGAGAUAUCAAUAAAACAGAAUUGGAUAAUGGAAGGAUUGGGGAAGUUGUUGUUAAUGUAGUAGAGAAACCAGAUGGGGCAAUAGAUAAUGGCAGAGGCACACAAUCUGAUUCCAAAUCCGAAUUUGUCACACAUACUGAAUAUCACGCUGGAAAUGCUGUUUCUACACAACAAGAAGAUGGGCGGAAAUUUUUUGUUACCGAAGGUGUCAACACUUAUAAAGUUUUUGAGGAUACAAAGAAAGAUAACCAUGAGGAAGAAAAUAUAUCUGGAGAUCUUGCUAUUAAGAAGAAACAAGUUGAUGCCAGUCAUGACAGUGGAUCAGCAAUUGAAGAUGAAAAUUUUCUUAACAAAAUUAAAACCAACAUUCUUCCUUCUGGAGUUGCUCGGCCUCCUGUUAUUGGCACUAAAGUGGAUAUACAUAUUGAGAAGCCCCUGAAUGACAAUGCAGGGGGUUCUGAUACAUUCAUUCUCAUACAAAACCGGCCUAAUGAGCAUAUAGUUCCUCGAAGUCCUGAGGAUGUGAUUGAUGUGGGUAACAUAGUGGCUCCAGAAAUAAUCAGACAUACUAGAGGUGUCAAUGGUCUGGAAAUUGUGAAGAGUAUUGUAUAUGGUGGUCUGAUUGAGUCAAUAACAAGCCUAGGCAUUGUGUCAUCUUCUGCUGGUUCUGAUGCUACCACAUUGAAUAUAGUGGCUUUGUCAAUAGCCAACUUGAUUGGUGGGAUCAUUUUGAUUAUUCACAAUAUUUGGGACCUGAAAGCUGAACAUGACGCCGACAGUUCAACGGUGAGAAGGGGGGAUCGUUAUCAAGAAAUAUUAGGGCGUAGACAGAACUUCUGGGUUCAUGCAACAUUUGCUUUACUGUCAUUUGUAGUUUUUGGGCUGAUUCCUCCAGUUAUUUACGGGUUCUCUUUCCGUGUAAGUGACGACAAGGACUUCAAACUAAUUGCAGUUGCGGUUGGCGCUCUUGUAUGCAUCUCGUUACUUGGUAUUGGAAAAGCAUAUGUCCAGAAGCUAAGUGCUAAGGGUUAUGUGAAAACUAUAGUGUACUAUGUUGUUUCUGGAUUUAUGGUCUCUGGCAUUACUUAUGUUGCUGGAAAAUAUAUGAAGCAACUUUUGGAGGAACUUGGUUUGUUUGAAUCUACUGAAGCACUCAACAUGCCUUCCAUCAUCCAGACAAUGGCAACAGAAACGCCAUGGAAAUCCUUCUAUUAGUUUUCAACCUUUUGCUUUCUACACUUGUUUUAAGUUU
Messenger RNA from Impatiens glandulifera, 2542 nucleotides. Its product is annotated as membrane protein of ER body-like protein. The record is from RefSeq and is a predicted model, not a curated record. The coding region runs from base 1 to 2505 and encodes 834 amino acids. The transcript is spliced from 11 exons. Lineage: Eukaryota; Viridiplantae; Streptophyta; Magnoliopsida; Ericales; Balsaminaceae.